Cricetulus griseus (Chinese hamster) is the source of this 2002-nucleotide messenger RNA. Lineage: Eukaryota; Metazoa; Chordata; Mammalia; Rodentia; Cricetidae. The record is from RefSeq and is a predicted model, not a curated record.
UGGCCGCACGCACGCGCACGGAGGAUGGGCCACGCCAGCUUAGGUAGCCUUAGGUGAGGAGGGCGGGGUGCACCUGGCCCAGGGCUGGUCUCACUCCAGGUGUUCGGUAGGCUCCAGGCAGGACUGUAGGCGGAAGCAUCAAUCCUGGGGAGGGCUGAGGGACUGAUGCAGUUCUGUCCACACAGCGCAAUGCGGUGACGCCUCAAAAGAAUCAUGGCAGCGGCUGACGCACUGGCCUUCCAUGAGUUCGAAGAAGCCACAAAUCUUCUGGCAGAGACCCCAGAUGCAGCCACCACUAGCCAAAGUGAUGCCCUGACCUCACGGGAGCACGUGACUGUGGUCGUGGGAUCAGGUAUUGGCUAUGGAGCCGAAGUGGUGGAGGAAGAGGGCGAUAGAGCAUCGCUUCUACAGGAAGAAAAGCCACAGCCAAGAUUCUGGACGUUUGACUACUAUCAAAGCUUCUUUGAUGUGGACACCUCCCAGGUCUUGGACCGGAUUAAAGGUUCGCUGCUGCCCCACCCUGGCCACAACUUUGUGAGGCCCUUUCUGGAUCUGUGCUACGUUGGCCUUUGUCCUGGCAGUUACUGGCAACCUCACUUUGGUGCUUGCACAGAGGCGGGACCCCUCCAUCCACUACAGCCCCCAGUUCCACAAGGUGACUAUAGCUGGCAUCACCAUCUACUGCUAUGCGUGGCUAGUGCCACUGGCACUGUGGGGCUUCCUUCGGUGGCGUCAGGGCACAAGGGAGCACAUGGGGCUGUACACCUUCCUGGAGACGGUUUGUGUUUAUGGCUACUCACUCUUUGUCUUCAUCCCCACCGUGUGGAGUGGCUGCAGUGGCUCUUUGGAGCACUGGCCCUGGCCCUGUCAGCUGCCGGGCUGGUGUUCACCCUGUGGCCUGUUGUUCGAGAGGAUACAAGGCUGGUGGCUGCAGCACUGCUGUCCACUGUGGUGCUGCUUCACGCCCUCUUGGCUCUAGGUUGUAAGCUGUACUUCUUCCAGCCAUUGCCCCUGGAACAUGUGAUACCAGCACCCCAAGCCACACUUCUAUCUCCCAGUGUCCUGCUGCCCACCUCAGCCCGGUCCAUGACAACCUUCUAGGAAAGCCAGGCCUGCAGGUCAAACCCCAGGGGCUACGACCUGUCCUGCCCUCCCUGUGAAGAUUAGAGGAGUCUUGGACCCUGGAGACCACCCUGCUACUUUGCAGGCUUUUCUUACAAAGCAAACACUUUUAUUUUCUAUGCAAAGGUGAUCCAGAGAAUUUAUAUAAAGGUGGGGGGGGCAGCCGAGCAGGAAAUAUUACUGAUGGACAGAAGAGCCCGGUUUCCCAGCCUGCCUGUGGGCCCUGUUUCCCUUACAGGUCAGGGGGUGGCACAGGGCAGGUCCAGCCAUUGCCAGGAGUACCUGUGGUGGGCAUGGGCCCAGCCUGGGCUCUGGCCACUGAGGUGGGGACUCUAGGGCAAAGGAGCAGGGGAGAAACUGCCUUUCCUUCCUUGUUUGCUUUUCUUCUUGUUCUGUCUGGAGGGAGAGGUUCCUGCUAGGCCCCUUCUCAGGGGUGCUGUCUUGAGAGGAGGAAGUAGAGCAUGAAUGUGGAGUGCACACACAGGCCUAUGUUAGCUAUCAGGGAGAGGAUGCCCUCCUUCCUUCUGUGACAGAUCCUUGAGGUUUUUGUCUACCCCACUGGCCCUAGGUGACUUUCCCUCUGGGCUGCCUGUUCCAGGUUUUGGUGGAGGGGGACUUUAGGGCUCAGGACAGGACAGUAGCAGGAAGCAGAGGCUAGAGGCCUUUGGACAGCUGGGAGUUUUGUACAUUCAAGUGUGAGGUGAACCCUUUGGUGAGAGGGGAUUACGUCCGCCCUGAAGGCUUGACAGGGCCACCCCUCACCUAGAACCUCUGGGCCUAGGGACAGGGGCUGCUGGCUGGGCCCGGCCAGCCGGGUUUCUCAGAGGGUCUGUGGGUUGACACUGGUUCUUUUCGUAAAAAAAUAAAAUUAAAAAAAGCA